CUCACACAUGAUCCGGCAGCAUCCAUCUCUCCGGAUGCGUCUUGAUUCCCGCCUCUCCGCGGCAUCAGCACCAGUGAGGAUAAUGCAGAGCGGAGGGAUGGUGAAGACAUGAGCAAAUCCAACAGAUUUCGAUGGAGUCCUCUUUCAACGCCGUAGAGCUCCGGGAGCUGCGGGGCGGAGGAGUCCAGCGAGGCGUGUCUCCGACGCCGGCCUCAGCGCCCUGGACAGCGGCCACAGCCCGGGGCUUCGAGAACGCCUCCUACCAGCAGGACGAGGAGCACGAGCACUGCCAGCAGGGGGUGACUGAACCGCAGGGUUGUCCGCCCUCAACUUCAGACAACAGCAAGCGGGAGCAGCAGCAGCAGCAGCAGCAUCAGGAGCUCUCUCCGCGGUCCUACGAUGAGGAGGAAGGAGGUGGCGGGCAGGAGGACGGCCCGGACUUUACUGAGUUCAACCCCGCUGACGACCACUCGGCCGACUACGGCUUCAUCUUCGCCCUGGUGUUCCUGGUGAGCGGGAUCGUCCUGGUGGUCAUCGCCUACACCAUCCCGCGAGAGGCCAAAGUCGACCCGGACUCGGUGUCGGCCCGCCAGAUGGAGAAGCUGGAGAUGUACUACGCCCAGCUGGGCUCCCACCUGGACAAGUGCAUCAUCGCGGGCCUCGGCCUGCUGACACUGGGGGGGAUGUUCCUGUCCGUGCUGCUCAUGGUGUCCAUCUGCCGGGGAGAGAUGUACCGACGCAGGGCAGCGUUUGUUCGACCCAAGAGGACUUACGGCUCCAUCAACCUGAGGAUGAAGCAGCUGGCGACUGGAGAGGCAGAAGGAGGCGGCGAGGGCGGGGACGGAGCAGAGGAGUUUCUGGCGGAACACGCAGAGACACGGAAUAACAUACAGCCGGGCUCAUAA
Messenger RNA from Perca flavescens (yellow perch), 905 nucleotides. RefSeq names its product transmembrane protein 74B (gene tmem74b). Lineage: Eukaryota; Metazoa; Chordata; Actinopteri; Perciformes; Percidae. The record is from RefSeq and is a predicted model, not a curated record. The transcript is spliced from 4 exons. The coding region runs from base 132 to 905 and encodes 257 amino acids.